AUGAAAACUUUUCAGAUUAUCUUCUACGAGGACAAAAACUUCCAGGGCCGCUCCUAUGAGUGCAGUUCUGACUGCUCUGACCUGUCCUCAUAUUUUAGCCAUUGUAACUCGAUCCGAGUGGAGAGUGGAAACUGGAUCCUCUAUGAGCAUUCCAACUUCAAGGGAUAUCAAUAUUAUCUGAGGAGAGGAGAAUAUCCUGAUUUCCAGCAAUGGUUGGGCUUUAAUGACUCAGUUAGAUCCUGUCACCUAACUGCUCAGCACCGAGGUCCUUUCAUCAUUAAGAUUUAUGAAAAAGAAGACUUCAGGGGACAAAUGAUAGAGUUUACUGAGGACUGUCAAUGUGUCUAUGAGAAGUUCCAUCAUCAUGAUAUCCACUCAUGCAAUGUCAUUGAUGGUCACUGGAUGUUCUAUGAGGAGCCUAAUUACAAAGGACGUCAAUAUUACCUGAAACCUGGAGAGUACAGGAGAUACACCAACUGGGGAGCCAACAGCUCAAGAGUAGGAUCAUUCAGGCGUUUAUCAAACCCCAAGUGA
Messenger RNA from Bufo bufo (common toad), 534 nucleotides. RefSeq names its product gamma-crystallin 1-like. NCBI's taxonomy places the organism in Eukaryota, Metazoa, Chordata, Amphibia, Anura, Bufonidae. Gene Ontology annotation, biological process: lens development in camera-type eye; visual perception. Bases 1 to 534 code for a protein of 177 amino acids. The record is from RefSeq and is a predicted model, not a curated record. The transcript is spliced from 3 exons. Gene Ontology annotation, molecular function: structural constituent of eye lens.